CAAGUCCAAAAUCCUUGAAGGAAAUCAAUACUAAAUAACAAACGAGGCAAAUGAAGAUCAAAAUUUUCUUUACCAUCAGCAUAAGCUUAAGUUUCGUCAUUUCAAAUUAUCCAACAAUUAAGUAGAUACAUUAAAAAAUGACAUUAAUCAAUAGUUGCUGCGUUUAAGCAAUUCAUAUUGAAGAAAAAUUCAAAUUUUUCUCAACUAUUUUCCAAUAAUCUGUGAUCAUUAACACUGAAAAAUGCCCGUUUUAUUUGAUAAUUUAGUCUUCGACUGGUGGGAUCAAGAUGAAUGGAUUAAAUGGCAUAAAGACAAUUGGACUAUCAGUAUAUUAAUCACUGCCACUUACUUGCUUAUCACCGGUGGAAUCCGUCAAUGGAUGGUCAAUCGUAAACCCUUCAACCUUAAAGUACCAUUAAUUGUUUGGAAUACAUCAUUGGCCAUUUUCUCAACAAUCGGUGCCUUACAAUCGUGUUAUAAUGCAUUCUGGGCAAUUAAGGAUAAAGGAUUAAUCAAUGGACUUUGUGACAACUCGUUUAUGCAAGAGAAAGCUGCUCUAUUUUGCGGUUGGCUAUUUGCUUGGUCUAAAGUCUUUGAACUUGGAGACACUUUGUUUUUAGCACUUCGUCGUAAACCUUUAACCUUGCUUCAUGUUUACCAUCAUUCAAUUACAUUGAUAGUUUGCUUCUACCUUUACCCUACGGAAACGGCCAUUUGUCGUUGGACGGCAACAUUAAACUUCACUGUUCACAGUUUCAUGUAUUUAUAUUUCGCCAUCACUGCUUGUGGUUAUCGGAUUCCAUCGGCUUUUGCCAAAGCUUUGACUAUCGCCCAGCUCGGUCAAAUGAUCGCAGGUAUACUCAUCUGUAUUGUCCAUAUCACCAUGAUUUCCGCUGGGUUGCCAUGCCAUGGGAAAAUUGACCUGUCCUUAAUCACCAUUGGUGUUUACUUCAGUUAUGCCAUUUUAUUUGCUCACUUGUAUGUUCAAAAAUAUUCAAACAAAUCUCGAAAGUCUCAAUGAGUUUCAAGUUUUAAAUAUUCAUAAAUUUAUAUCUUACAUUUUUGUUGAUUCAAUAAACUUACCUUAACAAUCCAAA
Tetranychus urticae (two-spotted spider mite) is the source of this 1097-nucleotide messenger RNA. Its product is annotated as very long chain fatty acid elongase 6. Gene Ontology annotation, molecular function: fatty acid elongase activity. The record is from RefSeq and is a predicted model, not a curated record. NCBI's taxonomy places the organism in Eukaryota, Metazoa, Arthropoda, Arachnida, Trombidiformes, Tetranychidae. Gene Ontology annotation, biological process: fatty acid elongation, saturated fatty acid; fatty acid elongation, monounsaturated fatty acid; sphingolipid biosynthetic process. Gene Ontology annotation, cellular component: endoplasmic reticulum membrane.